CACAUUUUCCUUUCUCUUUCAAAAGCUGAAAACAAAAGUUCAAAGUCUCUCUCUCUCUCUGGCUUUCUUAUUCAUUCACCAUUCUCUCACACGCAACCCUGUAUUUUAUUAUUGUUUCCAAAAACCAUGCCUAUAUUCUUUGAAACCCACGAAGUUCUUCCUAGAUUUCUAAGCAUCAGGUUCCUUAAUUUUUAUUGAAAUGGUCACUAGUAACUGUUGCUUUGGCAAUGACUGUCAUAGUGUUGUGUUGAUUUCACAUUCUUCGCCAUGCAAUUAGUCUCAAACGAUGGUCAUAGGGAAGGUAUUUUAGAAAGCGAACCAAUCCUACAUCAAGCAGGCUCUGUAGAACCUUCAUCUUCAUGUGAGAUAACAGCUAUUGGAGGGGAUUGUGCUGUUGUUAAUGAUGAUUUACAAGAUCUUCAACUUGAUGAAGAUUGUCCUCUAGUGAAUUCAGACCAACACCAAUGCCGUAUAUGCCUUGAUAUUGGAGGUGAAGACUUAAUUGCACCAUGCCAUUGCAAAGGCACCCAGAAGUAUGUCCAUAGAUCUUGUCUUGAUAAUUGGAGGUCAACUAAGGAGGGUUUUGCUUUUGCUCACUGUACAGAGUGUAGGGCCGUGUUCAUAUUACGUGCGAAUGUCCCACCUGAUCGCUGGUGGUUGAGAUUGAAAUUUCAGUUUCUUGUUGCUAGGGACCAUGCGUUCAUUUUUAUAAUCGUUCAGCUGAUUGUGGCGUUCUUGGGGGUACUAGUAUACAAAUUUUAUGGAGAUGAGCUAAGGGAAAUGUUUGGAUAUGAAGAACACCCGUAUGGGUUUUACAUAAUGGCUGUUUUAGCUAUCGUUUUGGUGGGUUUGCUCUACGGUUUCUUUAUAGCGAUAAUAUGCGGACAGAGGAUCAAUGAACGCCAUUACCAUGUUCUUGCCAAACAAGAACUAACAAAAUGGUGGAGCUGUUGGCUUGCUGGCAAGGAAAGUUUGGGAGGCAUCGGAAUGCUGCUAUUUGGGUGGCUGUGCCCCAUUGUUUGAUGUGGUGCAUUUGGCGGGAGAGGAAUAACCGGCAUUUUGAGGAUUUAGAGAGAUCAGUUUUAGAUUUUAAACUCUUCUUCCUUAAGAUUCUUCUGGAUUGGGUUGUAGUGUUAGGCUUUUGUUCUUUUUCUUCAGUCCAUGGUUUCAUGGAUUUUUGUACUUUAUACACUUGAUAUGUUUUUGUCCCUGAUGUAUUCUUCCUGUAUACUCAGGUGACACCCUUCUUUUUAAUAUAUUUUUAUUACUUAUCAAAAAAAAAAGAAAAAGGUUUGAGAUACUACUGUGGAAUGUGAUGGCUGAAUGUUUUAAUUUACUAACUUAGGUUUAGUGUUGAGUAGGCCCAAAGUCUUUAAUAAUGAUAAUAAUCUAGCAAAUUGAACUAAAUGUUUUUGAAGCAAUUUGGGAACAAGGUGUUAGAAAUAUGCUAGCAGUCAAGGCAUUUGCUUGGCUUCCAUAGUGAGGUUAGCUGGACUUUCUGAUUUUACAGUUUAGCAGCACUGGAAUAACUUGUGGAAGUCUCAUGAAUCUGUAAAACAUGCAUACCCUUUGAUCUUCAAAAACUGUGAUUUUAAGAUGUAGAUCUUAUUCAUAUUAAUUUUGCAAAUGAGCAAUACUCCUUUACAAAGUUUAACUGAAAACUUCAUCUUAAAGCAUUCAACCAUUAAUAUGUCAUUUCUACUGAUGGUUUUUGAUAAUUUCUUAA
Molecule: messenger RNA, 1726 nt
Organism: Quercus robur (English oak)
Lineage: Eukaryota; Viridiplantae; Streptophyta; Magnoliopsida; Fagales; Fagaceae
Exons: 7
Coding region: 268-1023 (251 amino acids)
Molecular function (GO): zinc ion binding
Source: RefSeq, a predicted model, not a curated record